Molecule: messenger RNA, 2036 nt
Organism: Stereum hirsutum FP-91666 SS1
Lineage: Eukaryota; Fungi; Basidiomycota; Agaricomycetes; Russulales; Stereaceae
Exons: 7
Coding region: 1-1548 (515 amino acids)
Source: RefSeq, a predicted model, not a curated record
AUGUCCAACCCGCUCACCCUCUGGGCUAUCUCACACGAAUCUGAGCAGGAACCUUGCUCGGUCGACGUCACGUCAGACAACAACGUAUAUCAGUUAAAGAACGUCAUCCUUCCUAUCAAAUUCCCUGUGCUGCAGGAUGCCGGUAUCGCAGAUUUGAGACUUUGGAUGUUCAACGAGCCUCUCGAUCUGGAUCCAGAAGAGACGCUUUUCGAUCGCAUAACAGAGUGUCGUGCCGCAAACGGGAUUACCCAGCUUCGUAAUCAUCACGAACUCGCAAAGUACUGGCCAAACCAACCCGCGCCUGGACUCAACAUCUUGGUCACUCUUCGUUCACAAAGGAAACGCUCCAAUGAGUCGGCGGAGGACGUGCCCGAGGCUAAGCGCCUGAAAUACGCAGAAGUGCCUUCGAGCACCACCCAGCCUUCGAACUCGGCGAAUUUACAGAGUAUCAUUGCUGCUGCAUCUAUUUUCUACGACAAGGCGUGGGGUAAACAGUGGCCAUAUCAUGAAGGCAUAAUACGUGGGGCCGACGUCGAACCCGCCGGUACUAUCGCGUCUAUUCCUGGUGACGAAUUCAAAUACGUUUGUUUCGAAGGGGUAGGUGGCAUUGCGAAAACUCUCCAAUCAAGCAUGUCUCUCAGGGAUAAUCUCGUCGAACGUACCGAGUACCGCACGCUUUGUGGCAUGUUGAAGGCAAAGGAGUCCGCGGGAUUCGUUGUGACGGGACAUCCCGGCAUUGGAAAGACGACAUUCCUCCUGUACCUUCUUCUGCACCGUCUUCAGAACCGAUGCCCGACGGCGAUUCAACUGGAUCCCAACUUCUACUUCAUCUUCGAUACCUUCGGCGCUAAGCUCAAUCAUAUUGAAGAACGCGACCCACGACUCGAGCGAUGUUGGGCUCUAGCUGAUAGCAAUGCCCUCGUCGAGCAGCCAUGUCCAUCAUUCCAGAUACUCGCCAAGUGUGUCGUGCAGACCUCAUCACCAAAUUCCAAACGAUGGAAGAGUUGGAUAACACAGAAGCAGGGCAUGUGCAUCGUUUCGGAACUUCCAACAGUGCUUGAGAUAGGCGCGAUAUUGAAGGAGUCUGGGCUUGAUACUUCUGAAACGCUAGCCCGUGUAGAGAAGUGGGGGCCCUCGACCCGGAUAAUCAUGCAACUUGCGGAACAGAGCAUCAGUGAGGAAGACCUCGAACUACAAGCAAUAGCGUCCGCAUCACAGAUCUGCGCCAACCCCGCAUACAUAACCACGCUAUCAGGCCUUCCCGCAUCGACGAGCGAAGGCUCCACCAUCGUCUUCGUCAGCCCCCGCCGUUCUGAUCCUGCGAUCUCGUCGAGGGCGCUCUGCAAGUAUUUCAUUCCGACGAAAUACCUAGCUGGCAUAUUCGAGGAGCGUCGCGCCAAAUUGUCGAAUGACACAUCCCUCGAGCUCUUCGAGGCUCUCAGCUUGCACUCUCUGAUGAGUCCCGAGCGGCUGGCAUCACGAAAUGCGCAUGCAUCGCCGCCUCUGUGGCGGAGACAAAGCUCUCAAUCUCUCUCGAGGCAAUUUUAAGAUGAAUAUGCCAACAUCGACCCGUCUCCUUCCCGGCACGGCGGCCGCUCUCAAGAGUACAGAUGUCUCUGAUGGCUUCUACUGGAUACCAUCGGUGAUUAACUUUCCCGGGAUCGACGGUGUCCUUGGUGCAUCCAAGGGCAACAUCUACGCCGUGCAGGCGAUAAUAGCAGACAGGCACAGUAGUCCCGACCAGGGACUUCAAAAGAUCUGGGACAACCUCCAGCCAGCCGCUCGAAAGCGCCGUCUGUGGCACUUUGUUGUUGUUGGAAAAGAGCAAACUGCUGUUGACAAUAUAGUGAACGGCUUCUCGGGGCGGUCAGGUGGUCUUGUCAUUGGCAGUGUCAAGGUGCAGGUGUGGGGUUGUGUCAUUUGAAGGUAGCCAAAUCCCCUCGAACGGCAACCGCUAUUGCAUCAUUCUCUUUGCUUUCGUUUUCAGUAGUACCUGUGUAACGGCUAUGGCAUAGCUCAAUCAUAUGUAUUAAUUC